Thyridium curvatum is the source of this 1704-nucleotide messenger RNA. RefSeq lists its product as uncharacterized. The transcript has a single exon. Gene Ontology annotation, molecular function: oxidoreductase activity; FMN binding. The record is from RefSeq and is a predicted model, not a curated record. Lineage: Eukaryota; Fungi; Ascomycota; Sordariomycetes; Thyridiales; Thyridiaceae. Bases 1 to 1704 code for a protein of 567 amino acids.
AUGUCGCGCGCCCGCCUCCUCCUAACCCUCAUCGUAACAGCAGCCCUCAUCCCCCUGACCGCGAUCAUCUACCGCCGCCUCGACCUGUCCCUGACAAGCACCUCCGUCCUCCGCCCUUUCUCCCCAUCCCCAAAGUCGUCACUGGAAGAAAUGCCGCCGCAGUCGGCGCCCUCCCAGGCCGCCGCUGUCAUAGUCGUCGGCUCGGGCCUCGCCGGCCUGACGGCCUCCUACUCGGCCCUCCGCGCCGGCGCCCGCUCGGUCGUCCUGCUCGAGCGCGCCCCGAAGCCCGGCGGCAACAGCAUCAAGGCCUCGAGCGGCAUCAACGGCUGCCCGACGCGCCACCAGCCCCAGCCCAACCCGGACUCGGUCGCCGCCUUCCGCGCCGACACGGUCCGCAGCGCCGGCAGGCGGCUCGAGGGCGCCGCCACGGCCAACCCGGCGGCCCAGCGCGCGGCGCGCGAGCGCCUCGUCGACGCCCUGACCGAGGGCUCCCGCGCCGCGGUCGAGUUCCUGACCGACGAGGUCGGCGUCGACCUCUCGCGCGUCGCGCAGCUCGGCGGCCACUCGUUCGCGCGCACGCACCGCGGCUCGGGCAAGACGCCGCCCGGCGCGGCCAUCGUGACGGCCCUGCUGGCCAAGCUCAAGGAGGACGCCAAGUUCGAGCUGCGCACGGGCUGCGAGGUCUCCCGCCUGCUGCGCGACGACGGCAGCACCGGCACCGGCACCGCCCGCGUCACGGGCGUCGAGUACCGCACCACCACCACCACCCCUCCGCCCUCCACAGACGCUCCCGCCGCGCAACCGCAGGACGGCGCGUCGCCGCCGCCGCAGGUCCUCCGCGGCCCCGUCGUCUUCGCGACAGGCGGCUUCGCCGGCGACGCAGCCGGCCUCCUCGCCACCUACCGCCCGGACCUGGCGGGCAUGCCCUCCACCAACGAUGCCCGGCCGGGCAUGCACCACCUCCUCGAGGCCGAGCUCGGCGCCGCCCUGACGGACAUGGACGCAGUGCAGGUCCACCCGACGGGCUUCGUCGACCCAGCGAGCCCCUACGCGCCCGUCAAGUUCCUCGCGGCCGAGAUGCUCCGCGGCGAAGGGGGGAUCCUCCUCAACGGACAAGGCAGCAGGUUCGUCAACGAGAUGGACACGCGCGAGCGCGUCAGCAACGCCAUCAUGGCCAUGGCCGAGGACGCCCAGAGGCCCGAGGGCGUGCAGCAUUGGGACGUCCGCAUCCUGCUCGACCCGGGCGCCUGCGACGCCGCCGGCGCCCACAUCGGCUUCUACACCUGGAAGGGGCUCAUGAAGAAGAUCAAGGUGCGCGACCUCGACGGCCCCGCGCGCGCCGCCCUGCGCGACUACGCCGACGUCGCCGCGGGCAAGCGCGAGGACAAGUUUGGCCGGACGAGCUUCGGCCACUGGAGGCUCAAGGGCACAGAUGCCGAGGACGACGAGGAAGUCUGCAUCGGCAGUGUCACUCCUGUCACCCACUUCACCAUGGGCGGCGCCGCCAUCAACGACAAGGCUCAGAUCCUGACAUCGGCGCUGGGCGAGGACGAGAAGCCGAUCCAAGGGCUGUGGGCCGCUGGCGAAAUCACCGGCGGGCUCCAUGGCGACAACAGGCUGGGCGGAUCGUCCCUGCUCGAGUGCGUCGUCUUUGGUCUCAUCGCCGGAGAGCAAGCAGCAACGAGCCUCGACGCAACCACUUGA